AUGAAGGGGAAAGCAUUGAAAUGCCUUGAAUGUGGAAAGAGUUUCACUCGGAGGGAUCAUCUCCAGAAUCAUGAAAGGACUCACACUGGGGAGAAACCCUAUAAAUGCCUGGAGUGUGGAAAGAGUUUCGCUCAGAAGUAUCUACUGCAGCAACAUGAAGGUACUCACACUGGGGAGAAGCCCUAUGAAUGCCUAGAAUGUGGAAAGAGCUUCACUUUUUCUUCAAGUCUACAUUCUCAUAAAAAAACUCACACUGGGGAGAAGCCCUAUGAAUGCUUGAAGUGUGGAAAGAGUUUCUCUCGGAGGGAACAUCUCCAAAUUCAUGAAAGGACUCACACUGGGGAGAAACCCUAUAAAUGCAUGGAGUGUGGAAAGGGUUUUACUCGGAGAGAAUCUCUGAAGAAACAUGAAAUGAUUCACACCGGGGAGAAACCCUAUAAAUGCCUAGAGUGUGGAAAGAGCUUCAAUCAGAAUGAAAAUCUAUGUGCACAUCAAAGGAUUCACAAUAUGGAGAAACCAUAUAAAUGCCCAGAAUGCGGCAAGAGCUUCACUCAGAAUUCAGGACUACGUACGCAUCAAAGGACUCACACUGGAGAGAAACCCAGCACAUGCCUGGAGUGUGGGAAGAGUUUCACUCAGAGUGCAAAUCUAUAUUUACAUCAAAGAACUCACAAUAUGGAGAAACCUUAUACGUGCCUGGAAUGUGGACAGAGCUUCAAUCAGCGUUCAUGUCUACUUUCACAUCAAAUGAAUCACACUGGGGAGAAACCGUAUAAAUGCCUGGAGUGUGGAAAAAGCUUCAAUCGGAAUUCAAAUCUACGUUCACAUGAAAGGACACAUACUGGAGAGAAACCCUACAAGUGCCUUGUGUGUGGACAGAGCUUCACUGUUAAUUCAAGUCUACAUAAACAUCGAAGGCUUCAUACUGGGGAGAAACCCUAUAAGUGCCUUGAGUGUGGACAGAGCUUCACACAGAAUUCAAGUCUACGUUCGCAUCAAAGGAUUCACACUGGGGAGAAACCUUAUAAAUGCUUUGAGUGUGGAAAGAGCUUCACCCAUAUUUCAGGUCUGCGUAAUCAUCAAAGGACCCACACUGGGGAGAACCCGUAUAAAUGCCUGGAGUGUGGACAGAGCUUCACUCGGAGUUCAGGUCUACGUUCACACCAAAAGAUACACUGGAACAAGGAGCCCCACAGAAUUAACGUCCACGCUGUCGCUUUGAGGAAAAGGUGCAGGCCAGGUGAAGGUGUCACAAUGGAAGCUGCAGCAACCACCAGCAGAUCGACUAGGGAAGGAUGCCAGGAUGAGCUGCAGCUCCAGGUAGUGUAA
Anolis sagrei ordinatus is the source of this 1329-nucleotide messenger RNA. The record is from RefSeq and is a predicted model, not a curated record. NCBI's taxonomy places the organism in Eukaryota, Metazoa, Chordata, Lepidosauria, Squamata, Anolidae.